Photinus pyralis (common eastern firefly) is the source of this 909-nucleotide messenger RNA. RefSeq names its product synaptotagmin-15-like. The coding region runs from base 1 to 909 and encodes 302 amino acids. Gene Ontology annotation, biological process: regulation of calcium ion-dependent exocytosis; calcium-ion regulated exocytosis; regulation of dopamine secretion. Lineage: Eukaryota; Metazoa; Arthropoda; Insecta; Coleoptera; Lampyridae. Gene Ontology annotation, molecular function: syntaxin binding; calcium-dependent phospholipid binding; calcium ion binding. Gene Ontology annotation, cellular component: membrane. The transcript has 6 exons. The record is from RefSeq and is a predicted model, not a curated record.
AUGUCUAUUAAACUUAGUGGUGUGUACUUAGUUCCAUCACAGGUUUUAAGUGAUAAAAGCGGAAAUAACGCAGUUACCAAAACGAAAACCGUUGCCAUCGUCGCUCCGCAAAGAAGUAACAGUUUGGAUUAUUUGAAUUUCGAAGAGAAGCGACAAAUCAUCGCCUCCUCACUGUCACUUUCCGAUUUUCUCCAUGUGGGCAAUAAUGCUACCAAAGAGAUUAAGGAUGGUGUUGCUACUGUCAUUGUAGGCUGUUACGGAUUGGGUGUGAUUGAACCUGCUCUCUACAAGAGCACCUUGAACUUGGACGAACUACAGUGGCCGGAGGGACACAUCGGAAGGAUUUGGUUUUCGCUUCGAUACGAACCUUCAACUGAAAAGCUACUGGUGUCGCUGCUGAAAGCAAAAAAUCUGCCAUCGCGAAGUAUUGGAACGGUUAACAGUUGCGACCCGUUCGUAAGGUUACAUCUCAUGCCCGACGAGAGGAGGUUUUUGCAGUCUAAGCAAAAGAAGAAGACGUGCAAUCCGUACUUUGACGAAACCUUAGUAUUUCAGGUUUCCGCAAAGGACAUGACUGACCACACGCUCAAGUUGACGGUGAUUGACGCUGGACGGACGAAGCGAAAAUCGGAAAUUGGGCACGUCACCUUUCAACUUAAGGACUUGGAGGUCGGAGAUGGGACGGAGCAGCAACUGUUUAAGUUUGAUUUAGAGAAGGAAAUUCAGGAACAGAAAUCCGAUCUUGGAGAAGUAUUGGUAGCACUGGUGUAUAAUGAACAUCUCAACAGGCUUACAGCAACGGUGAUUGAAGCAAGAAGGUUAAAGGAAGAGGAGGAGGACAUUAAUUCAUUUGAAGAAUGUUACGGCGAAGUAUUAAGGACAGUGUCCGAGGGCGACGUAACGGCUUGA